Messenger RNA from Schistocerca cancellata (South American locust), 516 nucleotides. Its product is annotated as protein naked cuticle homolog 1-like. The record is from RefSeq and is a predicted model, not a curated record. The coding region runs from base 1 to 516 and encodes 171 amino acids. The transcript is spliced from 2 exons. NCBI's taxonomy places the organism in Eukaryota, Metazoa, Arthropoda, Insecta, Orthoptera, Acrididae.
AUGGUGCCCCUGUCGCUGGCUUGUCGAGUAGUGUUUCGUAGAAGAGGUUUCGACAGGUUGCGAAGAACAGAAGUUUCAAGUCAUUCCGAGGCCCUUUUCUCCGACAUUCAGCAGCUGUGUGACUUCUGCGCGCAGCUACAGCGGAGCGGGGCGAAGUCGCCGUCUCGGGCGGAGCUCGUUAGAGGUCCUCACCAGGAAAGUCGCACGCGACGGGAGGUCGAGAGCCUGGUCGGCCGGCCAACGACCGGCCAUGUAAUAUUUAGAAGGGCGGUCGGCAGAAGGAUCACCGGAGCGCAGAAUGCUCCAGUCCUUCCAGAUAACGAGCCGUCUCCAGCUCCGGCGCUGCAGCCACGGCCGGGGCUGGAAAUGCUGCGCCCUCUCACGGUUGGUCCCUUAGGAACUUACCACCACCACCACCACCACCACCACCACCACCACCACCACCACCACCAGAAAAUAACUGAAGAAGAUAAAAGCAGACUCCACCCACCACCACCACCACCAGAAAAUAACUGA